GGCCUUCCUGAAGAAGCAGCAGCAGCUGAGUGCUAUGAGAGUGAUGCAGAGGAACUGUGCUGCCUACCUCAAACUCAGGAACUGGCAAUGGUGGAGGCUGUUCACCAAGGUGAAGCCUCUGCUGCAGGUCACUCGUCAGGACGAGGAGAUCCAGGUGAGGGAGGCGGAGCUUAAGAAUGCCAAAGACAACCUGACCAGAGUGGAACAGGACUACACUGAGCUGGACAAGAAACACGCACAGCUGAUGGAGGAGAAGGCGGUGCUGACAGACCAGCUGCAGGCGGAGGCGGAGCUGUUUGCGGAGGCGGAGGAGAUGAGGGCCAGACUGGUCAGUAGGAAGCAGGAGCUGGAGGAAAUACUGGGGGAGCUGGAGGGCCGAUUGGAGGAGGAGGAGGAGAGGGGCGUUCAGAUGACCAAUGAGAAGAAGAAGAUGCAGCAGCACGUGACGGAUCUGGAGGAGCAGUUGGAGGAGGAGGAGUCGGCCAGACAGCGCCUCCAGUUGGAGAAGGUUACCCUGGAGACUAAGGUCAAGAGUCUGGAGACAGAGAUGCUGAGCACUGGAGAACAGAGAGACCGCCUCAGCAAGGAGAAGAAGCAGCUGGAGGAGAGGUUGAAUGAGGUGACAGACUCGCUGACUGAGGAAGAGGAGAAGACCAAGAGUCUCAACAAACUGAAAAACAAACAGGAAGCAGUCAUCGCUGACCUGGAGGAGCGGUUGAAGCGUGAGGAGCAGGGUCGUCUGGAGCAGGAGAAGUGGAGGAGGAGGAUGGAGGGAGAGGCUGUGGAGGCUCAGGAGCAGCUCUCUGACCUGGGACUACUGUCCGCUGAACUCAGGGGCACCCUGGCUCAGAGAGAGAAGGAUAUCACAACCCUACAGGGGAGGUUGGAGGAGGAGGGUGCACGAAGGACUGAGGCUCAGAGGGCUCUGAGAGAGGCCAUGUCUCAGGUGUCAGAGCUGAAGGAGGAGGUGGAGAAUGAACGAGGGAUGAGAGAGAGGGCAGAGAAACAGAGGCGAGACCUGGGGGAGGAGCUGGAGGCCCUGAGGACAGAGCUGGAAGACACACUGGACACCACGGCGGCCCAGCAGGAACUCAGGUCUCGUAGAGAGGCAGAGUUGGGGGAGCUCCAGAGGUGUGUUGAGGAGGAGACGAGACGUCACGAGGGCCAGCUCUCAGAGCUCCGAGUCAAGCACUGCUCUGCCAUAGACAACCUGCAGGAACAACUGGACAACAGCAAGCGGGCCCGUCAAUCCCUAGAGAAGGCCAAGAUUGUAUUAGAGGAGGAGAGGGUGAGUUUGGCCUCAGAGCUGAAGUCCCUGCAGGGGGGCCGCAUGGAGAGUGAGAGGGGCCGCAAGAGGGCAGAGGGUCAACUCCAGGAGCUGACCGCACGCCUCGCACAGGCCGACAGAGAGAGGGAGGAGAGAGAGAACCGACUGCACAAACUACAGUCUGAGAUGGAGACCCUCUCUAGUUCUCUCUCCUCCUCCGACUCCAAAUCCCUCCGUCUCAACAAGGAGGUCAGCAGCCUGGAGAGCCAGCUCCACGAUGCUCAGGAGCUACUCCAGGAUGAGACUCGUCAGAAGCUGUCUCUGGGCUCCAGGGUGAGAGCUCUGGAGGAGGAGAGGAGUGGACUGAUGGAGAGAGUGGAGGAGGAAGAGGAGAGCGCCAAGGAGCUCUCCAGGCAGAUACAGACUCACACUCAGCAGCUGGCUGAGUUGCGGAGGCAGUCGGAGGAGGUGAAUGCGACGGUGGAGGCAGGAGAGGAGACGCGCAGGAAACUGCAGAGAGACCUGGACCAGGCCGUCCAGAGAGAACGACAGAAGGAGGAGGAGAAGGAACGAGUGGAUCGGCAGAGGGAGAGGUUGAGGGAGGAGAUAGAGGACAUGACCCUGGCCCUGCAGAGAGAGAGACAGAACUGCACCGCCUUGGAGAAGAGGCAGAAGAAGUUUGACCAGUGCCUGUCAGAGGAGAAGGCGGUGAGUGCCCGGCUGGCUGAGGAGAGAGACAGGGCCGAGGCAGACAGUAGAGAGAAGGAAACACGCUCACUGGCACUGGCACGAGCCCUGCAGGAGGCACAAGAUCAGAGGGACGAGCUGGAGAGAUCUAACAAGCAGCUCCGCAUAGACAUGGAACAACUAGUCAAUCAACAGGAUGAUGUGGGGAAGAAUGUGCAUGAGUUGGAGCGUUCCCGGCGAGCCCUGGAGACAGAGGCUGAGUCCCUGCGCACUCAGACCCAGGAGCUGGAAGAGGAGCUGGGGGAGGCGGAGAACUCCAGGCUGAGGCUCGAGGUCACCCUCCAAGCCCUCAGGGCCCAGUUUGAGAGAGAGAUCAGCACCAAGGAGGAGAAAGGAGAGGAGAAGAGGAGGUCUCUCAACAAACAGGUGAGGGAGUUGGAGACCCAGCUAGAGGAGGAGAGGAGUCAACGCUCUCAGGCCAUGUCCGUCAAGAAGCAACUGGAGGCGGAGCUACAGGAGGCUGAGGCCCAGGUGGAGACAGCCAAUCGUGGCAGGGAGGAGGGGCUUAGGCAGCUACGGAGACUGCAGGUUCAGAUGAAGGAAGUGCUUCGUGAGCUGGAUGAGUCCAAGCUGGCCCGUGACGAGGUGGUCGUCCAAUCAAAAGACACAGAGAAGCGCCUGCAGACCCUGGAGGCGGAGCUACUGCAGCUUACAGAGGAUUUAUCAGUGUCUGAGAGGAUGAGGAGACAGGCCCAGCAGGAGAGAGAUGAGAUGGCUGAUGAGAUCGUCAACAGCUCCACUGGGAAGUCUGCUCUGUGUGAUGAGAAGCGGAGGUUGGAGGCGCGAGUCACUCAGCUGGAGGAGGAGUUGGAGGAGGAGCAGAGUAACGCUGAACUAGUGGCCGAGAGACACAGGAAGACUACACUUCAGGUGGAGACUCUGACGGUGCAGCUGCAGGGAGAGAGGACCCUGUGCCAGAAGGCUGAGGGGGCCAGGGAGGCUCUGGAGAGGCAUAACAAGGAGCUGAAGCUGAAGCUGGGGGAGAUGGAGGGAGCGGUCAGGGGAAAACACAGGCUCAGUGUCGCCGCCCUGGAGGCCAAGAUGGAUGGCAUGGAGGAGCAGCUGGAGCAGGAGAGACAGGAGCGAGCAAUAGCCAACAAGCUGGUGAGGAAGACAGAGAAAAAACUGAAGGAGGUGAUGAUGCAGGCGGAGGACGAGAGGAGACAUGCAGACCAGUACAGAGAACAGUUGGAUAAAUCUAUGGGCCGGCUGAGGCAGCUGAAGAGGCAGCUCGAGGAGGUGGAGGAGGAUAACUCUCGUUCCAACGCCCAGAGACGUAAACUGCAGAGAGAGAUGGAGGAGCUUACUGACAGCUCCCAGAGCAUGACCCGUGAGAUCACCGCUCUACGCAGCCAGCUCAGCAUCACCACAUCUGAACGGAAACCAGAGAAGCGUGCUCCGUUGCCCCUAGGGAUGCGUUCAGGUCGCAGGGCGUUGGUGGAUGACCUGUCGUGUGAGAACUCUGACUCGGAGGAGCCCCCCCCCUCCCCGACCCCUUCUUCUGGUACUGGGCCCGGCACCCCCACACCCCCCUCUGAAAACAACAGUCUGGGACCCCCCCCACCAUACAGCCUCAACGACACUGAGUAACACACACUCAUACACAUGCAUACAUACAGAUACAUACUCACACAGACUCAUAGGCCUACAUACAAAUACACACUCACAUAGACUGACUAACUGGUCCAGCACUUUAAACUAGUUCCUCUGCAGUCCAAACUAGAACAGAGAGCAUACACUCACACUCUCGCUCUCUCUCACACACACACACACACACACACACACACACACACACACACACACACACACACACACACACACACACACUACAAGAGGGGAAGAUGAUUUGAUGAUGAUUCUUGAGCAAGAAUAUGGACUGUAAUCUCACUGGGGGAAACUUAAUCUCCCAGAAAUCUGAGGGAAAGCUAAUUAUAUCAGCAUAGCCAUGUUCUAUUAUUAUGAAACUGUAUUACGCUUCAAAUGCCAGAAAUAAGAUGGCUACUGGCCACUAUCAAUGUAAAGCCAUGUUUAACCCUUUGAGGAGCUCUGACAAUAUUCCGCCCUGUGUUUAGCGUUCUAGCUGAUGACAUCACAAAGGGCUGCUAAAUGUUCUAGAAUGCUGUAGAAUCCUGGAAUAGAACACUCCGAAUAAUGUUCCACUCCUCAAAUGGGUUAAUGACAAUCUGCAUGUUUGGGAAGACGUUUUGCAAGACUAGAGAAACACACACACACACAGGGGACUGAUAAAUGUUUCUUUAGUCCCUCUGUCAGUGUGUGUCUUGUAAAUCGCUCAUUGACUGCUAGUGUGAAAGACAGCUGAUAUGCUCUUCUGUAUGUUAACAAGCCUGGGAGAAGCUCCCACAAAUUGUUGAUCUUUCUCUCUCUCACUUGAAUACAAUUUUUAGGCCAAAUUAUUAUUUGAAAACGUAUUUUAGAAAACAAACACAGAAUGUCUGUGAAGUAUUUUAGGAUAUAUUACUAAUUUGUUUGUAGUUUGAAUUAGGUCAUAUAUGGGGAAAAUAUUAAUCAGGGAAGAGAGGGUUAAGUGAGAGAGAGAGAAAAAGGAAAUAUGAUAAUCAACCUUGAUGUUGUAUGCGUCAAGUUUUUAUAGAAAAAGACUGAUGAUAUUUCACUCCAUCAUCACACAUACUGGUGAAACUGGCUAGGGUAUAAACACCGGCAUCAUCGUAGACCUUAUCAAUCUAUCUUAUGAUUAUCAUAAGAUGAUGAAAUGUUGAUAUCUUUUGUCAUGACAAGCGAUGACAACCAAACAUGUUAUUGCAGUUGCAUCAAACACUAUUGCAAAAAAGCUGAACCUCCAUGCAGUCUGGCUUCAGUGCUGUGCUCUGCAUCUGGGUUAUCUAGACAUUCAUUUACCUUUUUAGAUAGAGACAGAUAUGUAGUUACUGUAGAUAGGCCAAUGGAUUGCAUAGGUAGGUAUAGGUAGAUAGCUACAGUAGGUAGAUAGUUUCUUUAACUCAAGUCUUUAACAUAUCGCUUCUUAUAAAGUACAGGCAGUUGAAUCUAUGUAAUUUAUAUCAGUCUGAAUAUGAGCAUAAUCCUAAAUAAUUUAUUGCCGCUGGUUGUUUUUUUUAUUAUUUCCAGUCUGUUCAGACAUAUCAUUGGUAGUUGACAUACUGGUGUGGUAUCACUGGCACUGAUAGAAAGGAAGGCAGGGCCUCACACAUACUGUAACCAUGGCAAUAGAGAGAGGUUAAGAGCAGAGUCACAAUUACUAGGUGGGUUGUGGUUAACAACAUCUGUCUAUCUAUGUAGACUUAUGUUGUUAAAUAAUUACGGGAUGGGGUAUUGGUUGUUCUAUUUUACAGUGUAUCAGGAUGUUAGGGAAGUUUGUAGGUCUUGGUUAGUAGGGAAUGCACUGGAAAUAUAUUGGACAGAGAGAUGACAGACAUUUAAGACAGUAACCAACACUAUAUCAGAACUCACCUGUGGAGCAGAACACUGGAAUCACUUACACAGAACAGGAAAACAGGAAAAUUGAGGACGUAAUGUUGAUGUUUCCAGACUACUAGUCAUUCUCAACAUAUCAUAAGCAUCCAUAUCUUUUGUUUUUAUCAAAAAUACAUAUUGUACAUUGUAAUAUUUUUCAUUAUUCAUUCAUUGUGUAAUAUAUUUAUGGAACAAAGCUUUUGUGUUUAACCAAAUGGUGGGCGUAUGGAUGAGAAAAAGGGACGUAUUGUAGUAUACCUAGUAGAAUAGAAUAGAUUCAAGUAGAGUACUAUGGCGGAGACUACUGUUGGGGAAUUUCCACUGUAAAUUCAUGGAACUACCCUCUGGAAUAACAGACAAAAGUUGAGGACUUUUUCCAGCAACUUCCGUUGAGUUCAUUGUCUUCAGAUCUGUAAUAUGAAGCACCAAGAAAACCCUGUUCCUACCCAUCAUUUCUGUAUAGAUCAUUCUAGAACAGCAACGCUCUAGGCUUCUCUCCUCUGAUAUCAUAAUAGUGUUUUUUGCGGAAGACAUAAUCGGUCGAAUCGUCCAAAAUUGUGUCUUUUCAUUAAGUGACAGACAAGGAGAUCUCUAGCCGGUUAGAAGAUGUGAUUUUAAGAAUAUUAGAGUAUACAUGCCCCGCCCCCUUUAAUCUCCAACAACAUUCACGAUUCAUUCAAGUUUAACAAGUGCAAAGCCUUUUUGUUAAUGUAUAUUGUUUAUAUUUUAACUCCUCUAAGCCCCAUAACCACUAUGCCUGACACAGCAGAAGUCUGUACAGGGAGUAGAUGUCAUGUCCACAUACUUACAGACACAGGGCACCUUGACAUAGGGGCGUUUUGCUGCUCAGUCUAGUAAAACGCUACAUAUUUGCAUGGUGGUGCAUUCUAAAAUAAUAAUAGCAUUGGCCGCAUAGUCUCUUCGGUAAUCACGGUUGUCUGCUCUUGCCCAAGGAAGAAUGUUUAUCUCCCUCCACAUAAAGACUAGGACAUUCCCUGUUGAAAAGCAUGCAGGGUUGAAUUACUAAAAGGUUGAUUUAAAGAGCAUUUAUCAGAGCAAAGGUACAGUUCCCCAUCAUUAUCUCAUGUCAAACUCAAGCUUGACACAGUGGAGAGCAAAGCCAAGAUCCAUUUUGAUAAUUUUCAUGACAGUACUAUAGAAACAGUUGGAUCUUUAGAACUAGCAACCUAAUGAGGACAUGGGAUAUUUGAAUUAAGAAUUAGUUCUAUUAGUAUUUGAUUACUGAAAAAACGACAACGUGUAUUUGGCCUUUUCUUUUCUUCCUCUUCAUGUGAUUUAUUUGGCAAAAAAAUACAUUGUUAUGUAAAUUACUGUCGAUUCUGCACUUUACAUAUGCACCACUAGGAGGGCAGUAAUUGACCAGACUCAGACAUUAUCAGCGGCUGUCAUUGGUUCAGUCAGUCCCAUCUCUCUGAAGAUGAUACAGGUUUAUAUGUAAAUCUAACUGAUUUGUCAAAGAUCUGAGCUGAUUUUUUAAAUGUUAUUUGGAUGCAAACUGUCACUUUAAAGUUUUCACAUUUUGAACACUAAGAUCACUACAUUUUAAACUAUCUAGGUUUGGUCUUCAGGGGAAGUAAUAGGAAGGUUGGUUUGAGGUUAAAGGUUAUUGGCUGACCCCUGGCAUGUGAUCAGAGAACUAAAGUGUCUGUGCAUCUGUAGCGAGACCGGUGCUUUUUCAAAGGUGUUAUUAUUAUUGUAUUAUUUUGUUAUUUUUCUUUCUUUUAUGGCUUCUGUGGAAAUGGAACAUUUUGGAAAUGUGUUGUUUGUAAGCCAUUUUUGGUUUAUGAUGCUGUAAUUAUAAAACAUAUCUGACUGGGGUGAACUUUAAUAUAUGUUGUUGGUUUUGA
Molecule: messenger RNA, 7332 nt
Organism: Coregonus clupeaformis (lake whitefish)
Lineage: Eukaryota; Metazoa; Chordata; Actinopteri; Salmoniformes; Salmonidae
Gene: myh14
Product: myosin, heavy chain 14, non-muscle
Cellular component (GO): myosin complex
Molecular function (GO): cytoskeletal motor activity; protein binding; ATP binding
Source: RefSeq, a predicted model, not a curated record